Odobenus rosmarus divergens (Pacific walrus) is the source of this 1518-nucleotide messenger RNA. RefSeq names its product SH3-domain GRB2-like endophilin B2 (gene SH3GLB2). NCBI's taxonomy places the organism in Eukaryota, Metazoa, Chordata, Mammalia, Carnivora, Odobenidae. Gene Ontology annotation, molecular function: protein binding. Gene Ontology annotation, biological process: membrane organization. The record is from RefSeq and is a predicted model, not a curated record. Bases 148 to 1335 code for a protein of 395 amino acids. Gene Ontology annotation, cellular component: membrane; cytoplasm. The transcript has 11 exons.
CGGGCGCGCUGAGGGAGGGCUCGCAGAGGGAGGGCGCGCUGAGGGAGGGCACACCCGCAGCAGGUGGGCGGGGUGCGGGCCGGCCGCGGCGGGCUGGGGGCUGCCGGGCUGCGCUCGGGCUGAGCGCGGCCGGCCGUGCGUCGCGCCAUGGACUUCAACAUGAAGAAGCUGGCGUCGGACGCGGGCAUCUUCUUCACCCGGGCGGUGCAGUUCACAGAGGAGAAAUUCGGCCAGGCUGAGAAGACUGAGCUGGAUGCACACUUUGAAAACCUUCUCGCCCGGGCAGACAGCACCAAGAACUGGACAGAGAAAAUCCUACGGCAGACAGAGGUGCUGCUGCAACCCAACCCCAGUGCCCGAGUGGAGGAGUUCCUGUACGAGAAGCUGGACAGGAAGGUGCCCUCGCGGGUCACCAACGGGGAGUUGCUGGCACAGUACAUGGCAGAGGCGGCCAGUGAGCUGGGCCCCACCACUCCCUAUGGGAAGACACUAAUCAAGGUGGCAGAAGCUGAAAAGCGCCUGGGAGCCGCAGAGAGGGAUUUUAUCCACACAGCCUCCAUCAACUUCCUCACGCCUCUGCGCAACUUCCUGGAAGGGGACUGGAAGACCAUUUCGAAGGAGAGACGUCUCCUACAAAACCGGCGUCUGGACUUGGAUGCCUGCAAAGCACGGCUGAAGAAGGCCAAGGCUGCGGAAGCCAAAGCCACGACGGUGCCUGACUUUCAGGAGACUAGACCACGUAAUUACAUUCUCUCGGCCAGCGCCUCCGCGCUCUGGAAUGAUGAGGUGGACAAGGCCGAGCAGGAGCUCCGAGUGGCCCAGACGGAGUUUGACCGGCAGGCAGAAGUGACCCGACUCCUGCUGGAGGGAAUCAGCAGCACUCACGUGAACCACCUUCGCUGCCUCCAUGAGUUUGUGGAGUCCCAGACAACUUACUACGCGCAGUGCUACCGCCACAUGCUGGACUUACAGAAACAGCUGGGCAGAUUCCCAGGCACCUUCGUGGGCACCACAGAGCCCGCCUCCCCGCCCCUCAGCAGCACCUCACCCACCACCGCCGCGGCCACUAUGCCCGUGGGCCCCUCUGUGGCUGGCCUGGCCCCUCCAGGAGAGGCCGCUCUCUGCCUGGAGGAGGUGACCCCCCCCGCCAGCGGGACCCGGAAGGCCCGGGUGCUCUACGACUAUGAGGCAGCCGACAGCAGCGAGCUGGCCCUGCUGGCUGAUGAGCUCAUCACUGUUUACAGCCUGCCUGGCAUGGACCCUGACUGGCUCAUCGGCGAGAGAGGCAACAAGAAGGGCAAGGUCCCGGUCACCUACUUGGAACUGCUCAGCUAAGCAGGCCCCCUCCAGGCCCCUGGGGCCCCCUCUGGCCUGGGCGGGAGAGGACGGGGGGAGGGGGUCGGCAGCCCUGCCACUUGUCUGUUGGUGACUCAGCUCAGGGUGGGGCGACUAGCCCCAUUCUGUCCGUGCCCCCGGUCAUCCGGCUGUGCGGGGGCCCCUCCCCCAGCCCCGCUUCUG